Molecule: messenger RNA, 249 nt
Organism: Laccaria bicolor S238N-H82
Lineage: Eukaryota; Fungi; Basidiomycota; Agaricomycetes; Agaricales; Hydnangiaceae
Exons: 2
Coding region: 1-249 (82 amino acids)
Source: RefSeq, a predicted model, not a curated record
AUGUACUCGAGUACAUGUAAUUAUGUGGCCAUUUUCAAAAUUUCCCCCGCCAGCUCUAUCCAAGCUCAACCGCCGAGGAUCAAAACCGAGAAAGGGCGCAAGGGGGAACAGUUGCAAGUCUCCCCUGCGUGCCAGGGAUAUCAUAUGGAGGUCGACUGCCCUCCUGGUCCACGGGUCAAGAUACCCUCGAACACACCGCGCGCGAGUAUGCUCCCUUAUCCCGUGCCGUUACGUGAUGUGUGUUUGUAA